CGAAGGUCAUGCAUUCUAACGUUGUUUAGAAGUAAUUUCUCUCGGAAAAUUUCGAGAGAGGCCCUUUUAGUUUUUUAAUAUGGCUCUUUUGAAUCGAAAACUGAAAGAAAAGGAUGCAGACAAGCUCCCUUUGAUGGAGAAGUCUGAGAAAGUUGUAGUCGAUCUCGAUGAGGACGACGAAAUUGGCGAAGAUGCUUUUGUACAUCAUGGAAUCACGCUAUGGGUUUCCGAUGCUCUCAUCAUGAUAGUACAGCAUAUACAGAUUUUUGCGUUGAUAUUAGCCAUGGGAGAACGCUGGGGCUAUCCUAAAACGUUUGUGCAAUACGCCUCAUACGUGUUUAUCUUUAAUUUAGACAUUUGGGAAUUUCUCAAAGUCUCUUCCGGAGCAUAUACUGGUCCUCAAAACCUAAACUCGUUCUUGCCUUCGGAAAGUAUCGGCAUAAACUAUGGUUAUUAUUUGUUAGGAUGGACCAUUGGAGUCGCUGUGAUUGGAUGUGCAUUUUUGAUAACUUAUGCAGUGUUCCUUCAUCGAAAACCACUGUAUCUGCUGCUUCAUGUUGCGAGGAUGAAGCGUGUUUUCAGCGUUUUUAUCCAGCUUGUCUGCCUACCUGUGGGUACUGCAUAUGCCCGUGUUUUCCAUUGUCGAAGCGAUGGAGUGUGGAAUGUUGAAAACAGUGUAAAGUGCUACAGUUCGGACAGCGUCGAGCAUUUGGUGUUUGUUGCUAUCGCAGGUCUGGUUGCAAUUCUUGUGUUCCUGGCCUACCCAAUAAACAUGAUCAGGAAAAUUCGUGGUCAAGUCGUCUGUUACAGUGAAGAAAAACAUGAGGGUUACUUGCAACUUAAAGAAGCCGAAUACAAUCAAGGACUUGACAUUUUAUGGGGAGUCGGACAGUUCCAUCUCUUCUCAUCAUUCCGCCGGCUUUGGAUUUUUUACAGACCCAUCAUGUUCAUUUUAAAAUUUUGCCUUGUGUGUUUUUAUGCAAUGUUCCUGUUUUUUACCGAGAGCAACAGAUUUACUUUGGGUCAACGUCUUCUCACCAACCUUCCUAUUUUUGUGUUCUUUUUCCUUAUUCUUUUUGGGUUGUUUUCUUCUGGCCUGGCCCGCCCUCCUAUAAAAGCUUUCAGGGCUUUCACGGGCUGGUGUUGCUGGAAAGGUAUUUCACGACUGUUACAUGUUCUUUUCAAUAUCACUCCAACUUGGGUGGUUGCGAAGCUCUUUCUGGUUCUAUUGGCAGGUGGUUUGUUCACCAUUGAUCGGUUAGGUGGUGGAAUAGGAGCAUUACUUUCUAUGCUAAGUCUGAUAAUGGUCCGAAGUCUUCCUUUCCGUGUUUCAGCAUUCAACUUCAUGAUUCUGUUCUCCUUACUUAUCAAUGUGGGUAAUGCAUAUAUCGGUGUCAUGGUGGAGAUGUACAACAAUGGUGAACUUGUGAAUGCCUUCUUUGUGCCUCCCAUUCCAGAAUUGAUAUUGACUUGGGUGAACAUAGCUUGGCUGUGUGUUGCAGUUCUGUGGCUUGUGUAUCUCUUGCUCCGGUACUUGCACAUUGUACUUCCAAAGCAACCUCUCUGGCCAAUGCUAAGUACAGAUGGAAAAAGCAACAUCAGUGAAGAAACAAAGAGGUACAUGCGCGCUGUUCUGAGAGGCCGUCAUACAUUGGAGAAAGCACUUUCAAGCCCACCCAUGUUUGCACCUGUUCAUGAGCUGGAGAGGCAGAUUCACAUCAUCAAUGCAUACUGCCGAGAAGCAGAAUUCUUGGAUGAUCCAACCUUUGAUUCCCUCUGGGAUCUUCUUGAUGAAUUGAUUGAAGCUCAUAGAAACUUGUCACCUCAGUCGCUGUUUGCUCUGUCAGUGAAGAAGACUAUCCGUGAGACAGCAAAGGAAUUCAUGGUCUUGAUGCCGCAGAUGAGAAAAAGGCUCGAUCAGCGUGAAUAUGAUUUCAUCCUAAUGGAUCCUAUGAAGAAACGCAUGCUUUUGAAAAUGUAUGUGCUUGGUACAUUUGUGAAUGGACGUAUGGAUAAAGUCAAACAUGAUGUUGAACAGAAAGUUUACAUGGCACUUAAAGAGGCAGAGAAGACCAAAACUCCAUCAAGUCUGUAUGGUAGCUCCACAGCAUUUGACUGGGACAGUAUGAUUGACUUAGCUGGUCCUUAUUCAACUUUUGAUGCAAUGAGAACUGUUUCCAGCACAGGUAGUCGACCUGGCACCUCAUUCUCAGUGGCUUCUAAAGCAGAUAGUGUAGAUAAGCUGUUGGAUGAAGUUGAAGAUUGGGAGGAAGGACAAGAGAUGGCCAAAAGAAGAAAGAAAAUAUCAGUAGGAUCAAUGCCAUUGAUUGAAGAACAUCCUUCUUCUCCUUCGGGCUCCACAGGCUCAUCAUCUUCUCUACCUGGUCAAGUUAACUUUGCUAAUGAUUGACCAUGACUCAGAAGUGCUGGACGCUCCUCAUUGCAGAGCCAAAGAAUGAUAGAUGGUUCAACUAUAUCAACAGCAUUAAUUGGAGACAGUUCUGCUGAAGAACAGCCUAGUAGCUCUCAAUCACAGUCAUCAUUAAGAAGUGGUGAUCGCAUUCCAUUAUUGUAGUAUUGAAACUGUUUUUUACAAAUGAAUAUUUCAACAUACUAGGAUACAUUCAGGCAUUGACUGACACCAGUUGUAAAAAGCAUCACCUGAACUAUGGCCAGCAUUCAGUAGCAAGAGUGUACUUUCCAUUCACCUUAGUUGAGAAGGCUCAUUUCUAUUUUUAAACCCAAUCACAAUCAUCGUCAUGAGUAUUGAUCAUCAUCUUUAUUGCUACUGGUAAUUUUGUACCAGAAGUUGCUGUGUAAAUAUUUAUUUUUUUAAAUUGUUUUUCAUCACAUCAGAUUAUAUUUUCCUAUUUAAAUUUCUAGUAUUUAUAAAUUGAUAUCUGUCCAAUGCAUGACAAGUUAGGUAGAUUAGCUGAUCAAAAGUUUCUGGCCUCACUAAGAGGUUUCAUUUAAAUCAGAACUGUAUAAAUAAUUGCCUGUGUUAAUAAAUAAAAGCCAUAUUUACACCCCCAUGACACCUAGUAUAGGUUAUAACCCUUUGGCUCCCAUAAGUGACCAAGGCAGAAUUUCUCUGUACAGUGCCAAUAUGAUGUCAAGCAGACAAGUAAUGAGCAUAGCUCACAAAGACAAAUAUAAACAGUGGAUUAGUUGAUCCAACACCAAAUUCUCCAAACUAACAUUACAAGAAUCAUAUGGCAGACAGUAAGGAGAAUUACUUAAUAUGCAAUCUUCGUAGUGAAAGGGUUGAGAUUAAAUGUUUUCUCCUACCUCUGGGAAGACAUAAGUUUAGAACUUGUAAUUGCUUCAAGUUUGAAUUUGAAAGGGGUAAAGAAAACAGUAAUUUUAUGAGCACAUUAUUUUUGUAAAAAGUCAUCAUAAUAAACUAGACUUGCUGAG
This is a messenger RNA of Stylophora pistillata, 3417 nucleotides long. RefSeq lists its product as uncharacterized. NCBI's taxonomy places the organism in Eukaryota, Metazoa, Cnidaria, Anthozoa, Scleractinia, Pocilloporidae. The record is from RefSeq and is a predicted model, not a curated record.